Miscanthus lutarioriparius is the source of this 696-nucleotide messenger RNA. The record is from the annotation of a GenBank genome assembly. NCBI's taxonomy places the organism in Eukaryota, Viridiplantae, Streptophyta, Magnoliopsida, Poales, Poaceae.
AUGGAGAGGUUCUUCUCCAUCCCUGCAAACGCCCCACGGCGGGACGCGGACACCGGCAUCACCCUGCUCUCGGGCCCCCCGUGUUGCGGGAAGACCUCGCUCCUCUUCCAGUUCGCGGUGAACCGCGCGGCGGAGAGUGGCCGCGGCGUCGUGUUCAUCUGCAGCAAGGGGAGGCUGGAGAACAACCCCCCUUUCCUGUCCCAGGGUGUCGAUCCAUCGAUGAGCUUACUUCAGAGGAUACAAAUCAAAUAUAUUGAAGACGUCGAUGAUAUCAGAAAGUACUUUGCUGCAUUUCACCUUCUUGACGACUUCCCUGCUGCAGUCAUUGUUGAUGAUUUUGCAGAUUUCUUCUCCGAAAGGAGCUGCCAACAAAGAUAUGGAACUACUAGGGCUCGAGAUCUAGCAAUGGUGCGCAUAUUAGCUUUGUGCCACAAUGCUAUUGGGCAUGCAAAUGCAAAGCUCGGAACCCUUGGUUCUUGCAAUCUAUUACUCUCUGAUGUACAUCAAGGUGAUACCCCAAGAUCGUUGUUCAUUUACCAGAGAUGGAUAAAUUCCAUUUACACAAUCCGAGGUGACGGCAAAGGAUCCUACAUACUUCAGAACAUUGGCAGUUCAGAAACUGGAUCAAAGAAAGCAAGAAAAGCUAAAUACUCGAUAGCACUACAAUAUCUUGUUCUUGAAGAGACCAGCAAUUAA